UGUCACGGCGGUUAGUGCUACAAGAGACUGACAGCGUUUACUAGAUUACAAAGUGCGGUGUCAAGACCCGAAGGAACAAGCCUAGACGGACGUGAUUUUUACCUACAUUUAUGAUUAUCUUUCGAUUGGUCAUCAAGAUGAGUGACAUGAAUCGAUCGGUAGAACUGGGACUUGGUCGUUUCACUGGUCACGUAUCCGGCUUGAAUCGUAAAUGAACGGUCUUAACCUCCCUACACCGAGAGAUGCCAAAGGGAGAAGAGUUCUCCGCUUUGCUUCUGACAUUUGUGUUGAUGAUUCACCUGGGGAUGUUACUUUGUAAUUAAACAGAGGAUGUGAAUCCUUCGUUGACUUGACAGCUCGUCGGAUUAUGUAUGGUUAAUAAAAUAUAUUCCCCGGGUCCAAGUCCGACCAUGGCACUUGGAAACGACACGAGCGAUAUGUUUGACGCGUAUGAGCUCCUCAACAAGACGUUGCUGUUGGGCAACUUGUUUUACACCCCUGCUACCGCCAGUACCAUCGUCCUCAUCGUUCUCUACGUCCCCGUCUUAAUCAUCGGCCUCAUCGGCAACGUCUGUAUGGUAAUCAUCGUCUUCACGUCUACGCGACUGCGGAGUAUGACCAACUUGUACCUGUGCAAUAUGGCAGCGGCAGAUAUGGCAGUGUGUCUGAUCUGUGUGCCCAUGGCUGUGGGACAAGCUGUUUACAAAGUCUGGAUAUAUGGAGAGUUCAUGUGCAAGAUAACGACAUUCUUACAAGGUGUGACAGUAUGUGCAAGCGUCUUCACAAUUACUGUGUUGAGUCUUGAUCGUCUUCUGGCUAUACGGCAUCCGAUGAUAUUCAAGAGGAUAAGUAAUUGCAAGAUGGCAGCCAAGAUGAUCUCCAUCAUCUGGGUCAUUUCCUUCGGUGUCAUGUCCCCCUUACUGGUGUACCGGAAAACCGACAGGGAAGAUAUAUUUCCUGGUCAGACGUUUCACUUCUGCCACGAAGACUGGCCAGAUGACCUACAUCGUCAAGUGUACGACGCCAGUCUGUUUUUCAUUGUCUAUAUCAUUCCUGGUACAGGAAUCUGCAUUAGUUAUGGUCUUAUAGGGAAGCAACUAUGGACAGAGGACGAGAAUCUGAAACGCUGUGAGUCAGAGAUAAGCAGGGGUAUGUCUCAAAGGAUAAUGGCUGGGAGGAAGAGAGUUGCUAAAAUGUUGAUAGCCCUUGCUGUAGUGUUUGCCAUCUGCUGGCUUCCUUAUUACAUUGUCAGUCUCUACCUGGAUUUUCAGACGGAAGAGGAACCUACAGAUUUUCUUGUCAUUUUGCCUUUCUCAAUUUUCCUUGGACACACAAACAGUGCCUUAAAUCCCAUUCUAUAUUUCUACACCAGUAAAAGCUUCCGAAAGUACUUAUGGAAAUUUAUUCAUUGCAAGCGGUAUGGAAUUCGUCAUGAUAAGCCGGUGGAGUUAAUGGUGGAUUACAACCCCGCGGAUGGUCAGGUCCAGACCAGGGCGUCUGGCAACCCUCUGAUCCGCAUCAUGAGAGGCAGUAACAGUUCCUCCAGGUCUGGCAGUCUGAAGUUCUCCAGGUCCAGCAACACCAGUCUCAGGUCCCUGUACACAGACUCUAACUCGUCAGGCAAGAGACGAGACCCGAAAUGCCGAGAACAUCUCCGCCUUCACAAACUGCCGUCGAUCAAGACGCAGGGAGUGGAGGAGCAUCUGAAGACAGAGCUUAAUGGUCAGUGCGUGGUGGAACCAGAUAAACACAUGAAAGAGAUCAUGGACUAUACGUUGAACAUCCCAACAACGAUACAGGAAGAGAGUUCAAAGUCGCGAUGUUCUUCCACUGCAGUCUCACCGGUUGUGUCCAAGAUAAUUGAAAACAUAUGCGCAAAAAUAGACACAAAUCCUGUUACCUCUGUGGAUGACAUUAACACAAGCCUUGAUCACUAACUUCAGGCCGACUGCUGAACUUGUAUAUUAUACUUUUGUUAUUGUCAUGCAUCUUGAAUGGAUACGUGUUGUAAUGCAGGUCAAAUAUGGUACAUGCUUAUAUUUUUAUCCGACAGUACACUGUGUAUGCAUGUGUACGCAUCAUGUUUUGUUUUGUGUUGAAGGACGGUAGGCACAACCAUAAUGCUCGUUUCGUUUCGGAUGGGGUAAGUGGGUUGGGCAGAUAUGAGGUGAAGACAGAUACAUGUCAUUUGUUAUGAACUCGACGCAUUGGCUAUUGCAAAGAUCUUGCGGUAUGUGGUUGUUGUUUAUUGCUGAGGUUUUGUUUUGUUUCUUUGGGUGUGUUUUAAGGGCACACUCAAGAAUAUUCCAGCUGUAUUACGUCCGGCUGUAAAUAUUCGAAUCUGUCCCAGACAAUCCAGUGAUUGAUACGAUGAACAUAGUGGAUAGGUAUUGUAGUAUGACGGUUGCGGGUGCGAAGGUGUGCGAUUGUGCGGAUGUCAGUUGUUCUCCCUACUCACAUUAAAUUUACGAUCAGGAUCUCAUCUGGCAUGUAUUAUAAAUUUUAACGUCUCUUAAGAUAUACUGUUAAUUUAAAUAAACCAACAGCAAAAUAAGGUGUAAUUCAUUCUAGACUAUUAUUAAGUAUCACGCCAAGUUGACUAACGACAGAAGGAUAGCAUAAAGACAAUCACACACUGUCAACGCUUUUGAAUAAAAGUAUAAUCCAGUUUUAUUCCAGCAUAUAUAUGUUUGUGUGCAAUUGUUUUUAUCAUAUGAAUGGAAAUGUGCACGUUUAGAUACUUCCUCAAUUUCCAAAGUGCAGAACCUUCGAUUGAUAGCAAUGCUACGAGUGCUGUGCAGUCACGCAAGAAGGUUAAAUGCAGUGCCAUCAAUAUGCCAUACUCUACUUAACGAUUACUUGCUGUUUGACAAAACAUAAUGAUCAUCAUAAACAUGACUAUCGGCAUCAUUGUUUCGUUGCCAUAGAAACUGCAAUGAAGUUGAGUUGCGCAGAGAUUAUACAUUAAAGUUUACA
This is a messenger RNA of Haliotis rufescens (red abalone), 2976 nucleotides long. Its product is annotated as QRFP-like peptide receptor. Lineage: Eukaryota; Metazoa; Mollusca; Gastropoda; Lepetellida; Haliotidae. Gene Ontology annotation, molecular function: G protein-coupled receptor activity. The record is from RefSeq and is a predicted model, not a curated record. The transcript has 4 exons. Gene Ontology annotation, biological process: G protein-coupled receptor signaling pathway. Gene Ontology annotation, cellular component: membrane. The coding region runs from base 372 to 1937 and encodes 521 amino acids.